Molecule: messenger RNA, 1734 nt
Organism: Eruca vesicaria subsp. sativa (arugula)
Lineage: Eukaryota; Viridiplantae; Streptophyta; Magnoliopsida; Brassicales; Brassicaceae
Source: the annotation of a GenBank genome assembly
AACACCUUCAUCUCCUUUCUUUCUCUCUCUCUCUCUCUCAAACCUGCAAACAUGGCUGUUCCUUUGAUCCUCAAGAACCAAACAGAUCACCGACAAGAUCCAAAUCCGGACACGACCCAUCUCUCCUCUUCGCUUCAAGAAGCCAAAUCAAUCGCCAAAAUAUCUCUCCCAAUGAUCUUAACCGGUUUACUCCUCUACUCUCGCUCAAUGAUCUCAAUGCUUUUUCUCGGCCGUCUCAACGAUCUCCCUGCUCUCUCCGGCGGAUCACUAGCCCUCGGUUUCGCCAAUAUCACCGGAUACUCUCUCCUCUCCGGUCUCUCCAUCGGCAUGGAACCCAUCUGCGUUCAAGCCUUUGGCGCCAAAAGAUUCAAACUCUUAGGCCUUGCUUUGCAAAGAACCACACUUUUGCUCCUCCUCUGUUCUCUCCCCAUCUCUAUCCUCUGGCUCAACAUCAAGAGGAUUCUAUUAUUCUUCGGACAAGACGAAGAAAUCUCGAACCAAGCUGAGAUCUUCAUCCUCUUCUCUCUCCCUGAUCUGUUUCUUCAAUCUUUGUUACAUCCUCUCCGUAUCUACCUCCGAUCUCAAUCCAUCACUCUUCCUCUUACAUACUCUGCUUUCUUCGCUGUGAUGCUUCACAUUCCCAUCAACUACCUUCUUGUUUCUUCCCUAGGGUUCGGUCUUAAAGGCGUAGCCCUGGGCGGGAUCUGGACUAAUGUAAACCUCCUAGGGUUUCUGAUCAUCUACAUCGUGUUUUCGGGUGUUUAUGAGAAGACUUGGGGAGGAUUCUCUAUUGAUUGCUUUAAAGGAUGGAGAUUAUUAAUGAAGCUAGCAAUCCCUAGCUGCGUUUCUGUUUGUUUAGAAUGGUGGUGGUAUGAAAUAAUGAUUCUUCUUUGUGGACUGUUACUUAAUCCGCAAGCAACCGUCGCGUCUAUGGGAAUCUUGAUCCAGACCACUGCUUUGAUCUACAUUUUUCCUUCCUCUCUUAGUGUCAGCGUCUCUACACGCGUAGGGAACGAGCUAGGCGCGAAUCAGCCUGAUAAGGCAAGGACUGGUGCGAUAACCGGACUUUGUUUAAGCCUAGGGUUAGGUUUACUCGCCAUGUUUUUCGCGUUGAUGGUUAGGAACUGGUGGGCUAGAUUGUUCACGGUUGAAGAAGAGAUACUGAAGUUGACGUCCAUGGUUUUGCCGAUCAUCGGGCUUUGCGAGCUAGGGAACUGUCCUCAGACCACAAUGUGUGGAGUUUUGAGAGGAAGUGCUAGACCUAAACUAGGAGCAAACAUAAACCUGUGUUGUUUCUACUUUGUGGGAAUGCCUGUGGCUAUAUGGUUAAGUUUCUUUAGAGGGUUUGACUUCAAGGGACUGUGGUUAGGUCUGUUUGCAGCUCAGGGCUCGUGUCUGGUUUCAAUGUUGGUCGUGUUGGCUAAGACUGAUUGGGAAGCUGAGGUUCAUAGAGCCAAAGAACUCAUGACUAGAUCAUGUGAUGAUGAUGGUAGUGGAAGUAAUACGACGCCGUUUUUGUUGGAUUCUUUGGACAUAGAAGAAAGUGGGAACUAUAGGCAUUUGAAUGUGUUUUGAUUUAUUGUGACACUAACGACAUUUGUUUUCAUUGUAAACUCUCUAAUUGAUUAUUUUAGGAAGGAAACACUUCAAACAUUUGAUCGUUGGAUUUUUUUUUUUUUAAUGUAAAAUAUGAUUUGUUAAAUAUAUAUAUUGCACUUUCUAGUUUAAUUUCCC